This is a messenger RNA of Brachypodium distachyon (stiff brome), 2269 nucleotides long. Its product is annotated as heat shock 70 kDa protein 8. The record is from RefSeq and is a predicted model, not a curated record. Lineage: Eukaryota; Viridiplantae; Streptophyta; Magnoliopsida; Poales; Poaceae. Gene Ontology annotation, cellular component: cytoplasm. The transcript has 2 exons. Gene Ontology annotation, molecular function: heat shock protein binding; misfolded protein binding; ATP hydrolysis activity. Gene Ontology annotation, biological process: cellular response to unfolded protein; protein refolding. The coding region runs from base 269 to 2005 and encodes 578 amino acids.
CCCAGACCCUCCGUCGGCGUCUCUACGGUUCCCGACGCUUCCUGAGACCUCAGCGGCGGGCUCCGCCUGAGGCUCGCGCGUGGCGUGCUCUCUCGACCUCUCCAGAAAAUGCCUUUGCCCCUUCUUCUACCUCCUCCACCCCCUCCUUCUCCGCACUGCUUGCUCAGUUGCUCCUACCCCUGUCUUCCGCACACACUGCCUGCGAGCGAGCAUCAGCGAGAACCUCCAACGAAGGGAGUCCCCAGCGCGCAUCCGUCGCCCGUUCAGGAUGGCUGAACAGUUCUACACUGUGGCAUCUGAUAGUGAAACCACUGGCGAAGAGAAAGCACAGCAAACAUUCCCUGAUGUUGCUAUUGGCAUUGAUAUUGGUACUUCAAAAUGCAGCGUUGCUGUUUGGAAUGGUCAUCAAGUGGAGCUGCUGAAAAACACUCGUAGCCAGAAAGGGAUGAGGUCAUAUGUCAUGUUCAAAGAUGACACCCUUUCAGCUGGUGUUACUGGAGGAGCAACCAAGGAGCACGCACAUGAGGAAAGAGAUGUUUUGUCAGGAAGUGCAAUAUUUAACAUGAAACGUUUGAUUGGCAGAAUGGACACGGAUGAAGUUGUUCAAGCUAGCAAGACCCUCCCUUUUCUUGUGCAGACAUUGGGUAUCGGUGUGAGACCAUUCAUUGCAGCACUGGUGAACAAUAUGUGGCGGUCCACAACUCCUGAGGAGGUUCUUGCCAUAUUUCUACUUGAAUUAAAGGCCUUGGUUGAGAUGCAUUAUAAGCAUCCAGUAAGGAAUACUAUUCUAACCAUCCCAGUUGCAUUCAGUCGGUUCCAACAGACAAGGAUUGAGAGAGCAUGUGCAAUGGCUGGACUGCAUGUGUUGAGGCUCAUGCCAGAGCCUACUGCCGUUGCACUUCUGUAUGCUCAGCAGCAACAGCAGCUUCUGCAUGACAAUAUGGGAAGUGGCAUUGAGAAAAUUGCUCUGAUAUUUAACAUGGGUGCUGGUUAUUGUGAUGUCGCGGUGUCUGCCACUGCUGGAGGUGUUUCUCAAAUAAGAGCACUCUCAGGUUGCACUGUCGGUGGAGAGGACAUACUUCAGAAUGUUAUGCGGCACCUCCAUCCCAAUUUUGAUAGUUUAUUUGCUGGUCACACAAUGGAUAGAAUCAAGUCAAUGGGUUUGCUGCGGAUCGCCACUCAGGAUGCGGUUCACAAACUGACCACCCAGGAAAGUAUCGAGAUCAACGUAGAUUUGGGAGGCGGCCAGAAAGUGUCAAAGGUUUUGGGUCGUGCAGAAUUUGAACAAGUGAACAAGAUGAUCUUUGAGGAAUGUGAGAGGGUCAUCAAGCAAUGCUUGCACGAUGCAAAGUUAGCCCCAGAAGACAUCAAUGAUGUGAUCUUGGUUGGAGGAUGUUCCAGGAUUCCUAAAAUCAGAAGCCUCGUCCUGGGAUUAUGCAAGAAAGCAGAUUCUUAUGCGAGUAUAGAUGUUCUAGAAGCUGCCGUGUCAGGUGCUGCACUGGAAGGAGCCAUUGCUUCAGGAGUCACUGAUCCUUCGGGGAGCUUGGAUCUGCUAACUAUCCAGGCAACACCGAUGAACCUUGGAAUCCGUGCUGACGGUGAUACCUUUGCUGCAAUAAUUCCAAGGAACACUGCAGUUCCUGCAAGAAGGGACAUGCUAUUCACAACAACACAUGAUAAUCAGACAGAGGCGCUUGUUGCCGUCUACGAAGGUGAAGGCAAGCAGGCGGAAGAGAACCAUCUGCUCGGGUAUUUCAAGAUCACCGGCAUUCCAGCAGCACCGAAGGGCGCCGUUGAAAUCAAUGUAUGCAUGGACAUCGAUGCUGCCAAUGUCCUCAGGGUGUUUGCAGGCGUUGUCAAGCCUCAAGGCCCGGCCACUCCGCCGUUUAUUGAGGUGAGGAUGCCCACACUAGACGAUGGCCAUGGCUGGUGCGGGCAGGCCCUCGCUAAGAUGUAUGGCGGUAAUCUCGACCUAGCUGUUCUCCCUAAGAAGCUGCAGCCGUGAGGAGACUUGCUUAUCUUCGCCCAGUAUAGCGGUGUUUCCCGUAUGUUAGUUCGUGCACCGUGGCUUAGUGAUGUGGACUCUACUCUUUAUGUACAGAAAGAAUAAAUUCCAGUGUCGUAUUUGUACGAUAUUGUGUUCUCUGUAGUGUGAAACGAUGUUACCUGUGCUGUGAACGUGAACUCCUGUACUUGUAUGACAGUAAGCAAGAGGUGUUUACUGUUUAGUCUCUGUUGUGCUGCAUUAAAAUACCCGGGGUUUGUAGAA